CUUGACACUGCGCACUGCGAGUGUUGCGUCCUUAUCCUCCAGGUCAAUUAUAAGUCGUGAGCAUUAGGCCUCUCGUCUUCUUGUCUUCCACAGCUGUAGAGAGUCCGUCCAUGUUAAUAUCGGACCCAACCCUGACGGGUCAACGGCGGAAGCUGAUCGACCUAAUGAAUCGUUUGCAAGAUGUGGGAGUACAGGACAUGGGAGACCUGAAUAUUCCGCUCAUGGCAGUUAUUGGCUCCCAAAGCUCGGGCAAAUCGUCCUUGAUUGAGGCGAUCUCGGGUAUAAAGCUUCCACGCGGGGCCGGUACUUGCACAAGGUGUCCCACGGAGUGCCGUCUGAGCUUUAGCGAUCAACCAUGGAGAUGCACGGUAACGUUGCGUUUCAUAUCCGGAUCAGAUGGGAGGGAUUUGGGACAACCCCAUCAUGAACUAUUCGGCGAGACGAUUUUCGACCCGAGCUUGGUUGAAGAUCGUGUCCGUAGGGCGCAAAACGCCAUAUUAAACCCGUCCAAAAUUUCUCAGGAUUUCCUGCAUGGGUCUAUUGCUCAUGAUCAUGGCCCCGAACUUACCUUUUCGAGAGGCGUCGUUUCUCUCUCAAUCACGGGCCCAAAAUUGACAGAUCUCUCCUUUGUCGACCUUCCUGGUCUGAUACAAAACGUGGGGUCUCGAGGAAGACAGUCAGACAUCUCUCUCAUCACGGAGCUCGUCAAGGGGUACAUCAGCAAGCCUACUUGCAUCAUCAUACUGACCAUGAACUGCGAAGUUGAUUUUGCUACACAAGGGGCACAUGACUUGGCCCGAAAGUACGAUCCUCAGGGCAACAGAACUAUUGGUGUCUUGACAAAACCCGAUCGAAUUGCCCCAAGAAGCGAGGACUUAUGGACGCGGUACAUUCGUAACGAAGAAGAGCCGCUGAAGCACAAUUGGUAUUGCGUUAAACAACCCAAUGCCUCCGAAAUGGAACGUGGCAUCACUUGGGAAGAAGCCCGAUCUAACGAGGAACACUUCUUCCAGAAAGUCGAGCCAUGGGAAAGUAUCGAAUCCACUCACCGGCUGUAUCUCACCUCCAAGAACUUGGUCCGCAAAAUGAAUUUAGUCCUUUCAGACUUAGCCAUGAAGCGAACACCCCAACUAAUAGAGGAGGUCGAUCAGCUCAUCCGCGACACCACUGAAGAGAUUCUAUGCUUGCCGAAGGCACGGUCGAACGACGCCGUCAGUGAAAUCCACGACAUGAUUACUCGCUUUGCUCGUGAGGUGGAGGAGCACGUCGAGGGAAUCAAAGAGGAUGCCUAUUUCUUCCAGGUAUUUCGCACGGAGAAAUUGCAUUUCAUGAAAGCGAUUCGUUGUACGGCGCCGGGCUUCCGCCCGUGGAUAGAGCCAAAGUCAAAACCGAAGGCAUCAGCUAAGCCAGAUCCGCGGGAGCCGCCAAAGACUUUGCCCCCGCCUGAUUUUCUGGCGAGUGAAGAAGUCGACUUAUCUCCAAAGCCACUGUCAGACGACGAAGAGCCUCCAGAAUCUGGACUAAGUGCAAAGGCCAUCUUCAUGGAAGAAAUCCAAGACCGCAUAGAGAGGUCUAUCGGUCGCGGGCUACCAGAUAGCAAUCCAACAUCGGUGGUGGACUUCUAUAUAGUUUCGGCUAUCAGGGAAUGGCGCUCUCCAACAAUCUCGCUCGUGGAAAAUACCCACACCACGAUCAAAGAUCAUAUGAGAAAGAUCAUAGAAGAGCAUUUUGGAAAUUUUCGACAAAGCGAUCUAUGUGAUAGCGUGCAACGUGCGGUCGACGAUCAUCUGAAACGCUGCAAGGAGUCCGCACGCUCCCGUGUUCAGUGCCUCCUGGACCUCGAAAAGACGCCUCAUACCGACAACAGGCACUACUUCAGCCAGUACAAAGAGAAAUUUUUUGGGUAUUACCGGCAACUUUGGUCGCAAUAUUCUGGAAAGCAGGUCCUAAAGGAGCUCAAUAUGCAGCCUUACAACCUGCAUAGUAAAGACACUGUGACGCCAGAAGCCAAAGCUGGUGUCGAGCAAACGCUGAAAGGUUUGAGCAGAUUGGGGCUCACCGGCAUCGAACCUGCCGACCUGACGAGAAUUCUCCCUGAGGGCCCUCAGGACCAGUUGUUGGAAGUCAUGGCCAGGGUCCAAGCGUACUUACAAGUUGCGAGCAGACGUUUCGUGGAUUAUGUUCCCAUGACUGUGGAUCAAGAGCUCCUUCGCGGUUUGAGCAAAGGCCUCGUGUCCGCUGUGAAGAAAGAGAUCAAUUUCAACAGGGUUGAUUUCAAGGACUAUUGCGAAGGAUUGUUGCAGGAACCUUCAGACAUCGGUAUUGCUCGAAGGAAGCUGCAGGAAAAGCUUGAUCGCCUGCGUCUAGCCAAGACAGAACUGGCCCACUUCUCGGGCGGGAGGAUGUCUUCAAUGUAGCUUGAACUGUGUUCGGGAGUAUGCACAACUUCUCACAUAGCCAUGCCUGGAUGUCGUACGAGGACAGCUGUUGAAGACAAGUCAUCGUGUUUAUAUGACUAGUGUUACAAUUUGGUAUAUAAUCGAUACUGUCAUG
Heterobasidion irregulare TC 32-1 is the source of this 2553-nucleotide messenger RNA. RefSeq lists its product as uncharacterized. The transcript is spliced from 11 exons. The coding region runs from base 111 to 2417 and encodes 768 amino acids. Gene Ontology annotation, molecular function: GTP binding; GTPase activity; microtubule binding. The record is from RefSeq and is a predicted model, not a curated record. Gene Ontology annotation, cellular component: cytoplasm; microtubule; membrane. NCBI's taxonomy places the organism in Eukaryota, Fungi, Basidiomycota, Agaricomycetes, Russulales, Bondarzewiaceae.